AUGGAAUACCUCCAUAGACUCACGCAGAAGAUACAGAAAGAUCCUACAUUUAAACACCAUGCCAAAUGUAAGAAACUUGGUCUCACUAACUUGAUUUUUGCUGAUGAUGUGCAACUAUUUUGUAGAGGUGACCUUGGCUCAAUACAAGUGAUGAUGAACACUCUUAGGAAGUUUACUGCCUCCACAGGGCUUAAACUUAGCCCUUCUAAAUGCAAAAUCUACUAUGGUAGUCUGGAUGAGCAGGAAAAGGAUAUCCUGAGGACUGCAACUAAUUUUGAUGAAGGUACCCUGCCUGUAAAAUACCUUGGUGUUCCCCUCACCAGUAAGAAAUUAUCUCUCCAUCACUACCUUCCUUUGAUUGACAAAAUUGUGAACAAGAUGAAACAUUGGACUACCAAACUUUUAAGCUAUGCUGGUAGAGUCCAGUUGGUUAAGAGUGUAUCUAGUGCCAUUGCUUUCUACUUGAUGCAGUGUUUCCCCCUUCCUAAAGGUGUGCUUCAAAAGAUUGAUGCCCAUUGUAGGAGCUUUAUCUGGACAAGCAGCCAUACCUGUUGA
Vicia villosa (hairy vetch) is the source of this 555-nucleotide messenger RNA. RefSeq lists its product as uncharacterized. The transcript has a single exon. The record is from RefSeq and is a predicted model, not a curated record. The coding region runs from base 1 to 555 and encodes 184 amino acids. NCBI's taxonomy places the organism in Eukaryota, Viridiplantae, Streptophyta, Magnoliopsida, Fabales, Fabaceae.